Messenger RNA from Musca vetustissima, 1305 nucleotides. Its product is annotated as cytochrome P450 3A21-like. The coding region runs from base 1 to 1305 and encodes 434 amino acids. The transcript has 6 exons. Lineage: Eukaryota; Metazoa; Arthropoda; Insecta; Diptera; Muscidae. The record is from RefSeq and is a predicted model, not a curated record. Gene Ontology annotation, molecular function: oxidoreductase activity, acting on paired donors, with incorporation or reduction of molecular oxygen; monooxygenase activity; iron ion binding.
AUGUUGCUGGAAAUAAUUAUAGGACUUUUGUCCUUGUUCAUAAUUGUCGAUGUUCUAUAUAAACAGCGCAGACAUUUUAUGAUCGAAAAGGCUGGUAUUCGUGGACCAACUCCAUUGCCAAUUUUGGGAAAUGUGCUGUAUCUGGUGGGCAAUACAACAGCCAGUGUGUCCGAACUUAUGACCAAGCUAACUGACAAAUAUGGUAAAGUUGUACGCAUGUGGUUUAUUACUGAUUGUGUCCUGAUUAUACUUGAUGCUAAAUAUUUUGAAGAUAUUUUCAAAAGUCAACAGCUGAUAAAGAAAAAUGAUUCGUAUAAUUUAUUGGAUGGUUGGUUGGGCCAGGGUUUAUUGCUGAGUUCAGGUCCCAAAUGGUUUUCGCGGAGGAAAAUUAUUACACCCACAUUUCAUUUUAAAAUUUUGGAAGAAUUCGUGGAGAUCUUCGAUCAACAAAGUCAUGUUAUGGUUAAGAAUUUGAUGAAGCAAGCUGAUGGUAAAACAGUGGUCCAUAUGUUCCCCAAUGUAUGUUUGAUGGCAUUGGAUAUUAUUACGGAAACGGCAAUGGGUGUGAAGGUUAAUGCCCAAGAGCAUCCCGAAUUUCCAUAUGCCAAGGCGGUGACAGAAGAAUGCCUCGUUAACAAUUUCCGACGACAUUUUAUGCUCGAAAAGGCCGGUAUUCGGGGACCAACUCCUUUGCCAAUUUUGGGAAAUGUUCUGUAUCUAGUGGGCAAUUCAACAGCCAGCGUGUCAGAACUUAUGGCCAAGUUAACUGGCAAAUAUGGCAAAAUUGUACGCAUGUGGUUGGUUACCCAUUGUGUUCUGUUCAUACGCGAUGUCAAAUUUUUUGAAGAUAUUUUCAAAAGUCAACAAGUGAUUACCAAAAAUAAUCUCUAUAAUUUAUUGGAUGGCUGGUUGGGCCAGGGUCUGCUACUGAGUUCAGGGCCCAAAUGGUUUUCGCGAAGGAAAAUUAUUACACCCACUUUCCACUUUAAAAUUUUGGAAAAAUUUGUAGAGAUUUUCGAUCAACAAAGUCAUGUUAUGGCCAAGAAUUUGAUGAAGCAAGCUGAUGGUAAGACGGUGAUCCAUAUGUUCCCCAAUGUAUGUUUGAUGGCAUUGGAUAUUAUUACGGAAACGGCAAUGGGUGUGAAGGUUAAUGCUCAAGAACAUCCCGAAUUUCCCUAUGCCAAGGCGGUGACAGAACGUCGCCAUCUGAUGAUCGAAAAGGCGGGAAUACGUGGCCCCACACCAUUACCCCUGGUGGGAAAUCUUUUGGAAUUAGUGGGCAAUACCACGGCCAGUAAGACAUGA